AUGGUACUACCACUGUUACGGUUGGCCCCCGCCAGUCUGCUUUAUUCUUCUUGCUCCUUGGAGAAGACUCUGCAGUGCAGCUGUUCCUUCCAUGGGAUCCCCACGCCCUCCGUGCAGUGGUUGAUGGGAGGUGCUCCCAUGGGUCUGAACAACAUGAAUAACACCCUCCAGGUGACUUUUAGCAUAAUUGCCCCUUGGGCCAACAGCACCAUCACCCUCCUCGGGGAGCCUGAAAUAACCAUGGGCCUCCACUGUGAGGGGAAGGACCAAUAUGGAAUCCAUACUUCAAGCAACUUCCUCAUAUCAGAUAAGAAUUCAGUUUCCAAUGCGUUCGUGAAAGGGCUGAUCCAGGGCGUUGUGUAUGGACCCAUUGUAUCAGCACUAUUCUCCUUCCUUGUUCUCCUUGUGUGA
Delphinapterus leucas (beluga whale) is the source of this 411-nucleotide messenger RNA. It is a transcript of the gene SIGLECL1, whose product is annotated as SIGLEC family like 1. Gene Ontology annotation, cellular component: plasma membrane. Gene Ontology annotation, molecular function: sialic acid binding. NCBI's taxonomy places the organism in Eukaryota, Metazoa, Chordata, Mammalia, Artiodactyla, Monodontidae. Gene Ontology annotation, biological process: cell adhesion. The record is from RefSeq and is a predicted model, not a curated record.